UGGGAGGAUAUAUUGUCCACAGUCACACACACACACACACAGGUGAGUCAGUGAUUAGACAGUUCAUUGGCUGGAGCCUCAGACAGGACCAGGUCCCCGGACAGCUGCGGAAUCGGGACCAUGGAGAGCGUCCCUCCUCCACAGGGUGAUGACAUGAGAGCAGUGAUGCUCUGAUUACUCCACAACAGUUAACAUCUACAGGUCCGUUUUCCAGCAUGGAGUACAGACACGAUGUGAGUUUGGAGGAAGUGUGUCCGGUCUGUGGAGAUAAAGUCUCAGGGUACCACUACGGUCUGCUCACCUGUGAAAGCUGCAAGGGGUUUUUUAAAAGAACGGUUCAAAACAACAAGAAGUACAUCUGCGCCGAGAGCCAGGAGUGCAGGAUUGAUAAAACUCAGAGGAAACGGUGUCCAUUCUGCAGAUUUCAAAAGUGUCUUUAUGUUGGCAUGCGGCUGGAAGCUGUUCGUGCCGAUCGAAUGCGAGGAGGCAGAAACAAGUUUGGCCCCAUGUACAAGCGUGAUCGUGCCCUAAAGCAGCAGAGAAAGGCUUUGAUUCAAGCUAGCGGAUUCAGAAUAGAGAGCACCUCAUCACUGGUUUCUUCAACCCACCAGAGAGAUGCAACCUUUACUGGAGGCCUCCACCAAGUUCCCAUCCUUCACAGCACUCCACUACCCACGCCACAGAAUGAUCCUAUCAGCUACUCUCCUCAACCAGCGUGUUCACUCCUGACGUCCAGCUCACCUGGUGCCACCCAGUACCAGUGCACCUCCUUCUUAAACUGGGACAUCAAGUCAGAGCACAUCAGCAACUGUGCAAGUUCACCAGGCGCUGCUGCAGGAAUCAGCACAGACAAGCUAUUCUCAAGGUGUUUCUCUCCACAAGGUCCCAGGAUGCCUCACCUGGUGAUGGAGUUUCUGCGCUGCGAUCCAGAUGAGCGACAGCUGCAGAAUAAGAUCACUGCUCAUCUCCAACAGAUGGGAUGGGAGAAAGAGGGGAACCCUGGUACCUUCAGCCUGAUGUGCCUCAUGGCUGACCAGACACUGUUCUCCAUUGUAGAGUGGGCUCGCACAUCCAUAUUCUUCAAACAACUCAAGGUGAACGACCAGAUGAAGCUGCUGCACAGCUGCUGGAGUGAUCUGCUGCUGCUGGACAUCAUCACCAGACAGGUUCUGUAUGGAAAAGAGGGCAGUCUGCUCCUGGUCACUGGGCAGGAGAUAAAACUGACAGACAUAGCCUCUCAUGCUGGUCCUACUUUGGCCAGCCUUGUCCAAAGAGGACAGGAGCUGGUUGAGAAGCUCCACAUCCUAAAGGUGGACCGCCAAGAGUUUGCAUGCAUCAAGUUUCUCAUCCUCUUUAACCCAGGUGGGAAACAGCUUGAAGACCAUCAUUACAUAGAGAGUGUGCAGGAGCAGGUUGAAGGAGCCCUGCUUGAGUACACACUGUGCAUCUCUUCUCACCUUCUUGGACGCUUUGCUCAUCUGCUGCUGUUUUUGUCUGAGCUGCGCUCUCUCAGUUCCCUCGCUGAAGACUACCUUUACUGCAAACACCUGAGCAAUGAGGUGCCCUGCAACAACCUGCUCAUUGAGAUGCUCCACGCCAAGCACGGGUGGCCAUGAAGACUCAGAAUCUCUGAUGUUAGCAUAUGGAAUCAUUAAGCCGUAAUGAAUAUUUAAUAGAGUGAGAUUAUCCCUGAUAUUUUGCCUUUUUUUCUGAAUUUUGUCUAUAAUACGUAUGUACCAAAACAUUAUUAGAAAUGGGAAAUUGUGUUUUCAACGCUGAAGCUAUAUUCUACCUAAAGGAGGACUCUGACUAUGUUAGUCAGCCACCAAAUCCAGAAUCAAAUAAUAAGACUGAUAACAAUUGAAACUUUAUGCAUCUCGCACAGAGACAGGUGUGAAAUGUGUUCCAUCUAGUGUAGUACAAAGACUGGAAAUUAGGAGAAACUGCAAUCCUCCAACAUACAAAAACAACCAAAACCAUAAAUAAGUGGACUGUAUUUAUAUGGUGCUUUUUGGGUCUGACUGACCCAGUCAAAGGGUUUCGCAAAACACAAGCCAGCAUUCACUCAUUCAUGCACAUAUUCAUGCAGAGGAUACCAUGCAAUGUGCCACCUGCUCAUCAGGAGCGAUAACCAUUCAUGAACACUCACACACUGAUGGAGGAAGCUGUCGUGAGCAAUUUGGAUAUCAGUGUCUUGGGAAACACAAUGCACGACCGACCUUUCGAUUAGUGGACGACCGCUCUACGUCCCACUUCUGUAACAGUUUAAAAUUGUUGCAAAAUAUUAGCCUGCCAUUUAAAAGAAAUUAUUAGUCUGGUUAUAAAUAAUAAAAUAUGGUUAAGGUGCAGUAUGGUGUAUUUCUGUCCAACCAGCAGCAGAACUGGAUAUCUCAAAGUGCUGUGUAUGGAUGUCAUGAGGCCAUAUCUGUUGUUAUUAGAAUAUCUUAUCAGGGCAAACUUGUGUUGUUUAUGUGUUGCUUUCAAUCCAUUCAUCUCUGUGUCACUGGGUCACAUCUGCGGCUGGGACUGAGCAUUGCUAAAAUAUAUUGUUAUCAAAAGAUGCCUUAAAUACAAACUAAAAGAAAAGUUGUUCCUUUUAGAUACACACAUUCUGUGUUUUAUUUUGCUUUGUGUUGAGUAAAGCCUUUUUUAAGU
This is a messenger RNA of Scatophagus argus, 2655 nucleotides long. RefSeq names its product nuclear receptor subfamily 5 group A member 2-like. The record is from RefSeq and is a predicted model, not a curated record. Gene Ontology annotation, molecular function: nuclear receptor activity; RNA polymerase II cis-regulatory region sequence-specific DNA binding; zinc ion binding. The coding region runs from base 216 to 1616 and encodes 466 amino acids. Gene Ontology annotation, cellular component: RNA polymerase II transcription regulator complex. Gene Ontology annotation, biological process: regulation of transcription by RNA polymerase II; tissue development; hormone-mediated signaling pathway. The transcript has 7 exons. NCBI's taxonomy places the organism in Eukaryota, Metazoa, Chordata, Actinopteri, Scatophagidae.